Lichtheimia ornata is the source of this 927-nucleotide messenger RNA. RefSeq lists its product as uncharacterized. Gene Ontology annotation, cellular component: precatalytic spliceosome. The record is from RefSeq and is a predicted model, not a curated record. The transcript is spliced from 7 exons. Lineage: Eukaryota; Fungi; Mucoromycota; Mucoromycetes; Mucorales; Lichtheimiaceae. The coding region runs from base 1 to 927 and encodes 308 amino acids.
AUGGGCAAGAACCAAUCGAACAAACUGGAAACAUGGGGCAACGAGACAACCAUGAACAUGAAUGCUAUUCUCUAUCAAAACAUUCUCGCCUCUCCUUACUUCAAGUCGCUAUAUGAAAAAAAGACGUUUCAUGAGAUUGUAGAUGAGAUCUACAAUGAAGUGACCAACUUGGCACCGUUCAUCAAGGGCACCACUGUAUCCACUGCUUUUUGUUGUCUUUUCAAGUUUUGGACAUUGCGUUUGACUGUGAAGCAGCUUGAGAACCUCAUUGAUCAUCGAGACUCGCCGUACAUUCGAGCCAUUGGAUUUCUCUAUUUGCGUUACGUGUGUGCACCUGCUGAACUUUGGGAAUGGCUUUCUUAUUAUCUUGAGGAUGAAGAAGAGAUCGAAUUGUCGGGUGGCCCUCGUCCACAGAAAUCGACCAUUGGCAAGUUAUGUCGUAUGCUGCUCACCGAACAAAAGUUCCAAGGAACAAUGCUACCUCGCAUCCCAGUACCCAUUGCACGUGAUCUUGACAAGAAGCUCAAAGAAUAUGAUGAAGAAAUGAGGAAUGCAGGUCAUGGAGAGUAUGAGGCUGAAGAAAAAGAAGAAGAACGACCCUAUGAGAGAAGACGUUACGAUGAUGAGGAUGAGGACGAUCGCCGUAGUUAUCGCCGCCGAGAUGAUCGCUCCUAUGACAGAAGAGAUCGCUCUUAUGAUCGAAGAGACCGUUCCUACGAUAGACGGCGGGAUGAUGAUCGUGGAUAUUAUCGUCGUGAUCGUUCACGCAGUCCUUACGAUAGAAGGAGGAGAAGAGACAACGAUGACUAUCGCAGCAGAUCCCGAUACGAUGAUGAUGACCGUGACAGACGCUAUAGACGCCGUUCUCGUUCCAGGGACAGACAUUCUUCUCGAUCCUACUCUCGUGAGCGCAGCAGUCGAUACUAG